This is a messenger RNA of Penaeus vannamei (Pacific white shrimp), 594 nucleotides long. The record is from RefSeq and is a predicted model, not a curated record. NCBI's taxonomy places the organism in Eukaryota, Metazoa, Arthropoda, Malacostraca, Decapoda, Penaeidae.
AUGAAUCUACCAAUAUCCUUCCAUCCAUUCAAGUAUACGUAUACACAUUCAUACAGAGUAUCAUCCCAGGGACAAGCAGCAACCUUUACACUUAAAAAGAAAACAAAAGAAGGCAACAAAAAGCAGGCAAAAAUAUUCGAUGCCGGCUCUGACUGCCACCACGACAAGGGCGUUCUCAUCCCGGCUGCGCGAUGCAAGCAGGAGAGAGUAAAGUACCAAGGGCGGAGGGGCGGCGAAGGCGGAGAUUACAAGAGAGAUAAGAAACGAGAUAAGAUUUCAUCGAGGGGCCAUGCCACACCCUCGUGUCUCCGCUCCUCGGGAACACUUUAUAAGAGCCAAGAGCUGUCCAUCACCAUCGCUCCACCUCCAUCAUCCGAAGGGGAAGCUGAUAAACUCUCACAGCGGCGUAGGAUGAGAACGAUGAAAGACCAAGAACCGAAGAAGAACGAAGAAGAGAAAGACCAAGAAAAGACCAAGAACCGCCGAGAACCAAGAAAGACCAAGAACCGCCGAGAACCAAGAAAACCCAAGAACCGCCGAGAACCAAGAAAGACCAAGAACCGCCGAGAACCAAGAAAGACCAAGAACCGCUGA